CUCCACGAUCGGUUACACUUCCCCCCUGCAUCCCAUGCACUCCAUGCAGCAUCGGCCCAGAGGUCAAAAUGCGGGGUUGCAUGGUUUGUUCCGAUCGUUGUGCCGGCCUUUCUCGACGGAUGACCACAACGUUGAAUACGAGAGAGGCAGUCGGCAAAGGCGUAUAGACUGCAACCACCAGACGACAUUUAGCAGAAACAGAAACCAACACGUAGCUUCCGCACAGCAAAGGGUUUUCCUUGUAAACGCGCUGCCACCUUGUCAAGACGCGUAUUUUGUCCUUCUUUGACUCUUCUGCAGCUUGUCAGGAUAUUUUUUUUUGUGCCCGCUGCACGCUUGGUCGCUUUAAUCCGACGGCUUUUUUCGGGAUUCCGCGUCCAUGGUCUCCUGAUACGCGUAUGGGCGAUCGGCUCUGUCAUCUUGUUUUGGCAAUUUAGAUUCAAACUGCACACGAACGGCAUCUUCGAGCCAUCUCAUCAUGUUUCAUACUUUCCAAUCUGCUGCGGGGCAGCGACCAGCAGGCGCAGAGGUGGAUGGUACGGGGAAGCCUUCAAGAUCGACGUCACGACGGAUAUCCACAAGUAACGCGUGUGUGGAAUGCAGGAGGAGGAAGAUUCGCUGUGAUGGCGCGCAGCCCUGUGGACAGUGUCAGUGGUAUCAGCACCCUGAGGCGUGUGGAUACUCAAAGCCUGCGCAGAGAGUUAUACCCAGCAGAAAGUUGGUAGAUAAACUAUCGAACAACCUCGAUCAGUACAGAACUGUAUUGACGAAGCUGUAUGGAUCGAAAAGCCUCGAGUCCUUGGCUUCUAUGCCUCGAGAAGAACUACUGGAGUUGGCUCUAUGUUCGUCAGUCCCUCAGCAGACGACAUCACCAUCCAUUUCUGAAGGUCCGGCCAUCUCAGAGGCGCACGGAGGCUCCGAUGGCGCUGAAAGCCUCGAAGCCCUCGAGCAAGCUCCACCAGAGGAGAUAUUCUGGGACGAGGCCCGCAAGCACCAAGUCCGCGUUCAAAGGAUUUCCGAUGAUGUCAACGGGCUCUCCAUGUCUGUAGACAAACUCUCGUCCUACGUGGGUAUAUCGUCCAUCACAGCGGCGCUCAAAGUCAUUGUGAGAUGUGCACCGCAAGCACGUCCAUUCAUUGCACUCAGCAGCCAGGAAACAGCACUUCCGAGUCGAGCAAGCUCGCCACCUCCUGAACUUGCAGACGACAAUCCGCUGGCUUUGCCAUCACAGGUACACGGGCAGUUGCUUCUCGAGAGUUACUUCGACCGCGUUCAUCCGUUCUUUCCGCUGAUUGACGAGCGUAAGUUUUGGACCAGCUACCUGUACGGCAACCGGAAAGACUCCCAAUGGCUAGCGCUGCUGAACAUAGUAUUUGCGCUGGGUUCACUUGCUUCACUUACAGCUGAUAACGAAGCACACUAUGUGUAUUUCAACCGCUCACGACAACAUCUGUCGUUGGACUCUUUUGGCAGUGGCAAUCUGGAGGUCCUCCAAGCUCUAGCGAUUAUGAGUGGAUACUAUAUGCACUACCUCAAUCGACCAAACGAGGCCCAUUCGCUUAUGGGUGGUACAUUGCGUAUGGCCACGGCACUGGGUCUACACCGCGAGUACUCGGAACGAAGCGACACAGGCCGUCAAGCUAUGACACUUACCGAGGAAGAGUCAAUUUCGCCCGAACUCCGGCGGCGCAUAUGGUGGAGUCUAUUUUGCCUCGAUGCAUGGGCAUCGACGACGACUGGCAGGCCUUCGCUAGGCAGAAUGGGACCUUCCAUCACAGUCCUAAGACCUGGUACUGCUCCCAACGCGGUUCCUGUGAUUCCGCCGCCGAAUAGCCACCAGUAUAUCGACCAGCUCAAGAUUUUGCCCCUCACGCAUGCUUCUAGUUUCUGCCAGAUUGCUACGAGGAUCCAAGAUCGCCUUGUCGAAUCCCCGUUGUUGUCUUUCCAUGAAACAUCCACGUACGAUGCACAGUUGUUGAGCUGGCAUGAAGAUCUACCAUCCAUUCUGUCUAACCUGGAUGAACCAUGUCCCGAAUUCCUUGGCCGAGUGCGACUCAUCAUGAAGUGGCGUUUCCAGAAUAUCCGUCUCGUGCUUCAUCGACCCGUUCUUCUCACCACUGCUCUGCGGCGAUGUGAAUGGAGUAGUCUGACAGCGGAAGAGAAAAUCACCGUGGGAAAAUGCCGACUAAUCGCCAGCAAAACAAUCGAAGACAUGAGCAAAGAAUGCAUGCCCGACCUGAUCAGCGGCUGGAACGCAGUCUGGCUCUGUUUCCAAGCAUGCAUGGUCCCCCUCGUGUCCCUCUUCAGCGACGCAAGCAUGCCCGACGAAGUAGAAAAAUGGAAGACUAGCAUCGAGACAGCGCUAUGUUUCUUCGAACGCGUCCGCGACUGGAGCAUCGCUGCGAAACGAAGCGGCGACGCGGUCUUGGGCCUGUACCAAGCGUACAAAACGCACGCCUCGACUUGCUCCGCACAGCAGACUCCCGCACUCACAUCCCAACCCUUACCGCAGUUCCAGCCACCACAGGCCGCGUUCCCUAUCCACGCUAUGCCCACGACGCAAGCGGACUUUGCGUACCUCAACCCGCCUAGUCAGGUCCCGUUUGGCUUUGACCCGGCCAUGUCGACAUGGUCGAGCUUCAACGCGAAUGACCCCAUGAUGCUGAAUCACUACUGGGACGACAUGAUGUGGGACACUAAUCUACCGGAUAUGGCGACGGACGUGCCGUAUGGGAUUACUAACGAAUAUGCGUUUGGGGGUGCGGCGCAGGACUCGGGGGCGGGUGGGGCGUAUUGGAUGCAUGGGAAUUGAUGGGGACUUGGGUGUUGGGGUUUGUUUUUAAUGGAUGAGAGGGAGGUAAAAGUUUUGUAUAGUUAUGUAUAUACUCGUAUGAGGUUGUAUGAGUGUGUAGAGCAUAGCAGAGAAGCAUGUUGGUCGUGUAGAUAAAGCGCAUAUGAUAUGUGGAAAAAAUCGAGUGUUGCUGGGAGUGAGGAUAGAUUUGUACGAUACCCUAUGUAUUCAGGUGGAAGAUGGGGAAUUUGUACAGAGCAAAUGUAUGGAGUGUAUAGUUUUAUUGAUGGUACUUGGUC
This is a messenger RNA of Dothidotthia symphoricarpi CBS 119687, 3090 nucleotides long. RefSeq lists its product as uncharacterized. Gene Ontology annotation, cellular component: nucleus. Gene Ontology annotation, molecular function: zinc ion binding; RNA polymerase II cis-regulatory region sequence-specific DNA binding; DNA-binding transcription factor activity, RNA polymerase II-specific. Gene Ontology annotation, biological process: DNA-templated transcription; positive regulation of transcription from RNA polymerase II promoter by galactose. The transcript has 4 exons. The coding region runs from base 479 to 2812 and encodes 777 amino acids. NCBI's taxonomy places the organism in Eukaryota, Fungi, Ascomycota, Dothideomycetes, Pleosporales, Dothidotthiaceae. The record is from RefSeq and is a predicted model, not a curated record.